This is a messenger RNA of Gadus chalcogrammus (walleye pollock), 4275 nucleotides long. It is a transcript of the gene pbxip1b, whose product is annotated as pre-B-cell leukemia homeobox interacting protein 1b. The record is from RefSeq and is a predicted model, not a curated record. NCBI's taxonomy places the organism in Eukaryota, Metazoa, Chordata, Actinopteri, Gadiformes, Gadidae. Bases 1 to 2679 code for a protein of 892 amino acids. The transcript is spliced from 6 exons.
AUGUCUGGGCAGUUUGAAGGAGGGGCAAGCCCUAGCAUCGCCCAAAGCCCAAGCCCCACCACCACCCCAACCACGACCCCUACCAGCGACCCCAGCUCCACCCUUAUCCCUACCAUUGAGAUUCCGCCCCCUCCUCCCUCAUUAGUUAUUCCUGCCCAUUCUCUCCACGGAAGUGACACACACAGCCAAUCAGAGGGGCUUCCGGAGGGCCCCGUGGAAUCCAGCCCCGACCCCGAUUCGUUCUCCGACUCCUACACCCACAUCAGCUCCUCCUCCUCCCACGAGCCCCCCAUCCCAGAGCUUCUGGGAGGUCUGGAGCUUACGGAGGAGGAUGAGGACGCAGACCGGCCCGGGUCCGAAGGGGAGGGCUCUGAGCAGGGGCCCUCUCAGCCAGGUUCCUCUGUAGAUCCCGAGGUGGGGGAGGAGAGAGGACCAGAGGACAGGGGGGUGAAGGGAGACGCUGAGGGGAGGAUGGGGACCCUCCUGGCCUCUCUGGAGCAGAUCGGGAGGAGGGAGGAGGAGGAAUCCGAAGAGGAGUUUCAGUUGCCCCGGAGAAACGACGACAGCGGCUUCUCUGUGAACAAGUGCAUCCUGGGAGCUGUUAUUCUGCUGGGUCUUGGUACUAUCUUCUUAUCAGACAGUAACUAUGCUCCAAGGGACCUCAGAGAAGCCGAGAAGCCGGUCAAACAGGAAUGGCCGAAACCAGAGGUCCCACAAGCAGCUGUGGACGAGGGGAUGGAUAUCCUGAAUAAGCUGGUCAAAGAAACCCAGCAGAUCGCUGCACUGCAAGCCAAGACUCAGGAAGAGGAGCUAAAUGCAGCCAGAGGACGGGCAGCCGAGGGAGCCCAGGAGCAGUUGAGGGGGAGCCAGAAGGAGGAGGAGGAGGAGGAGGAGGUGGUGGAGGAGGAAAAUGGUUUUGUCUAUUUUCCCCCUUUCCUUAUUUUCUCAGUCCAUGAAGCUGCGUUGCUGCAUCCUGUGAAAGCCACAACAGCGCCCCUUAGUGGCCAGGAAGGGGAGAGCAGUCCUGCUACAAGCAGCACAGAGGGACAAACAAAGAAACCCUCGCCUGUCGGGAGGGAGGGAGAGAAAACAGACUCCAGGGAGAGAGGUAAAACCGAAAGGAAAGACGAGGAGUGGAAGAAGCCCAACCAUGACCAGCAGGAGAGAAGCAAGGAGGUGAAGGGAAGGAAGAAGAAGGAAGAGGGGAGAGAGGGAAAGGAGCAAGGCCACAGAGGGGACAUACGGGAGCCCUGGAGGGAGCGAGGAGAUGGGAAGGAGUCGAGAGAAAAGGCGGAGAGGAACGCCCAGAAGGAGGAGAAAAAGUGGAAGAAUGGAAAGCAUGAGAAGUCCGAUAGUGACCGAGUCGAAGAACGAAAAGGUCAUGACAAGGAGAAGAAGAAAGAAAAGGAGAGAGGGGAUAGGAAGGAGUGGGUAGGAAGGGAGGAGGAGAGAAACAACCGGAAAGAGGAGAAUCAGUGGAAGAGAGGAAAGGAGGAGAAAGAGGGGAAAAAAGGAAAGGAUGAGAGAAAGGACCGCAAGGAGGAGAGAGAGUGGAGGAAGGGAAAGUCUGAGAAGUUAGAUAAUGAUCGUGAGAAGGAGUCAAGAGGUCGGGAGGAGAAGAAGUAUGGGACGGGAAGCAAGGAGCAUGGGAAGAGGACGCAGGAGAAGGAGGACUGGAAGGGCGAGAAGGAGUGGAAGAAGGGGAAGGAUGCGUACAAAGAGAGCAGCAAAGAAUGGAAGGAGAAGAAAGAAGGGAGGGAGAAGGGAGAGCAGAAGGACUGGAAGAAAGACACCAACCGUAGGAGUAAAGAUGACAAAGACCAGCGCAGGGAGAAGCAGGGGAGGGAGGAGAGGAGGAGUGGGGAGGGGGGGGAGGAGAGGAAACCUUGGGAGGGGAAGGAGGAGAGGAGGCGUGGGGAGGGGAAGGAGGCGAGGAGGCCUUGGGAGGGGAAAGAGGAGAGGAGGCAUGGGGAGAAAAGGGAGCGGCAUGAUGAGGGCAAGACCAAGAGAGAGGCAUGGAAGGAGGAGAGGAAGGAUGUCGAUGGAAAACAGGACAGGAAAAUAAAUUCUGGCCGGGAGGAAGACGUCGAUCAUAAGAAACAAGAACAGCAUCGCCACAACCAGCACCAUGAGGAGUCCCUCUGGCAAGCCCCUGGGGACGGCAGGCCCACCCACACCCGCCGCCGGCCCUCCUUCGGCCAGCCGGACUACUGGGUGCACCAGAGGCAACGGCUCCGGCGGAACAGGCUCCCAUUGCGCCACUGUGCCAGCGUGGAGGACUGUGCCCGGUUCGAGGGCACCCUCCCGGUCCAGCUGACUGAGUUUGAGGCCCUCCUGGAGGGGUACCUCGCCAAGGCAGAGCAGGGGGCUGGAGUGGACACCUCAGCCGGAGAGGAGAUCCGCACUCUGGCCGCAGAGUUCUUCAAGGACGGGGUGUUUGUGCACGACCAGAUGAGCUUCAGAGAUUACCUGGAGGACCUGGCUGAUAUUCUGGAAGAUAUGGUGGACGGAGACGAUAGCGAGGAGGACCAGGAAGAGGACGACAGCGACCUGGAGGAUGAGAUGGAGAUGUUUGGGAAAGAAGUGAUGAAAAAGUUUGCAGUGGAGCGGUCUUCAGAGAAGACCUCACAGCGGACGACAGGGAAGUCCAAGAAGGAGAACGCAAGGGGCCGUGGCUGAAGACUGGACUGGUGAGUCGUUGAUAGAACGGCAAGUUGGAAUGGUUUGGAAGGGAUUAUUAAACAAGGGGUAAUCAUCAAGGGUACAUUUUAUAUGGACCAUGGACCACAUAGAGCCACAUGCUUUCUCCAUCUAUUUAAAGCGUUUUAUUAAUCUCCGUGCCUUGGUAUGCUUUAAAUUCCCCUCGAGAGCACUUCAUGUAUUGACAUGCCAAGUAAUUACUGUUUUCACACACGUCUUAGAAAUGUUGAAGAGAAGGGGAGGAGCAUGAAGGAGCAUGAAGGGGUAGAGUGUACGGGGGAACUUAACAAUAGCAAUAAGUUUCUCUUACUUUGGUGUUUGUUUCUUGUCUUUUUUUUAUGCCAAGCCACAAUUUAAUCAGAACUAAUUUUAUCUCUUGAAAGCUGUACUAGUGAUGGAUGUCCGAAACCUGUGUUGUGAUUUAAUUCAACCCACUGAAAGUGUUGGUCCAUAUUGUCAGACAAACAAACAAAGGCUACAAAAAGGCCGUUGGUUGACUGGUCAUGUUCAGGCCUGAACAGUGUGUAAACUGGUGUGAUAGCCUGUUUAUAAUCUAACGUCACAUUCUUUAAAUGUAUUCUUCACUACCAACCAAUAAUUCUAAGGAAACCUGUCUGUUGUGAUUUAAUUCAACCCACUGAAAGCGUUGGUCCAUAUUGUCAGACAAACAAACAAAGGCUACAAAAAGGCCGUUGGUUGACUUGUCAUGUUCAGGCCUGGACAAUGUGUGAACUGGUGUGAUAACCUGUUUAUAACCUAACGUCACAUUCUUUAAAUGUAUUCUUCACUACCAACCAAUAAUUCUAAGGGACGUUUGUUACCUGCUCCUGUACAGCAGGUCCACUCGUGAGGUCUUAUUCACCCUUAACGGUGUCUGUGAGAUGUUCUUUAUGCCCACAAAUAGUUUUACUGAAGGGAACCUUGACUACUAUAUGAAAGUAAAAAGUAAAUGUAAUGUUUCAGUGAUUUUACAUGUUGCACUAAACCAACACAAGUGUAGAAUGCGGUACUAGCCCAUAAUAGUAAUAUAAAUAGGUAACUUAUUGAAUUCAGAUCAGCAUAAGAUGUUAAUAGAAAUGUGUGCAGUAUAAAAUAACCUGUGGAUCAUGUAUGAGAUCUUUUCAAUGCUGGAUUUGUACACUAAAAUGUCUUUAAUGUAGCGAUUGUGCCAUUAUUUAUAAGAGUAUGUCUUCUGUGCACUUUUAGUUUUAAAGCAAGCACACCUCCGUUGUUCCUGUCUACAAGGCUGCUUGACACAGCAUUUCAUGUCAUUUAAAGACCAUAGUUCACAAGAAAUGUUCUCAUCUUUGCAUCAAGGCAAGAACCAGUGUGUAUAUGGCAAGAUGACAGAUCACUCUUGAUGUUUGAAUGUUUCUUUUGGGGAGAUGAUUAAUAAAUAAACCGUUUUCCCCCAGUUAUGGAAAACUGAUAUGGUCAAAUUCUCUUUUUUGUUGUUGGUAUACACAGCAUUUAGCCAUACAACACUGCAGUUUAACCUUUGUGUCGUGUUCGUUUCUCUCCGUACUUUGGUGCUCCCGGUCAAAUUUGACCGACCUGUUUUAACUGUCCUUCCAA